AUGCAGCUGCUAGCCCCGUCAAAAGCUUACCAAUGUGUUGCAGAAGAUGCCUCAGGAUGGCAGACCUUCAGUGAAGAUGCUGUGCUGCUGCCAAGCAUUCCUAUCCCAGCAGGAGUCAAUUCAAACAAAGAAUUGGUGGUGGAGGAAAAAAAAUCUCUUGCGGAUUCAGAAGCUUCGCAUGAUGUUGGCGUAAAGAGUUGGUUUCAGAGCAUUUGGCUGGGAGACCAGGCUCGCCGGAGGCUCUCCUUGGUGGUGGAGUUGGGCAUUGGCUUCCCGCUGUGUCCUGGUGGCAAGGGAGUUCUAUUGUGUUACUUAGAAAGAAGGAAAACACCCCCCAAUGUGAUGGUGAUGUUCAGGAAACCAUGUGAUAAUUAUAGCAAAUGCAUGGGGGAAUUUAUCUGUUUUGUUCUUACAGUAAAAAAACCUUGUAGGAGAGCAGACUUUCUUGCAUCAAAAAAAGCUGCAACUGUUGAUCAAGAUCACAAGUUUAGAUGCAAGUUCUUGAACUGUUCAAAAUCUUUCCGCAAAGCCAAGUUAUUGCAUUAUCACAUGAAAUACUUUCAUGGAGUGGAGAAGGCUGCAGAAUCACAGCAGAACCCUGUAAAAAGAAAUAUUCAAACCAGAGCUUCUUUGGCUUCUGAAAAAGCUAAUCAAGAAAGGUCAAAAAGAGGACGGACCACAGCUGGUUCAUUGUAUGCUCCUCUACACAUAGCCCUAAGGAAUACCCCAUAUAGAGAUGUAAAAAUAGAAAAGAGAAGAACUUCAACUGCUGUAAGUGCAUUAAAUAGUCACCGACAUACUGUUAGAGAACAGACCAAGAACCACAUAGUGAGAUCGCUGCGGAAGCCUCAAGAAAAAGGAGUUGAAAAUGCUGUUAAAGAACAUGAGAAGAACAAAGAAAGAAAAUCCAAAGACUAUGGAAGGUCCAAGUCAAAGAAAAAGAAAAAAAAGAAAAAGAGAACUAAGCCUGAAUACUCUGGCAGUGAAGAAAACACAGAUAUUUUGCAGGAGCUGUCUCUUGAAAAAUCAGUUGUCACAAAAAGUAUUUCUUCAAAUAAAUCCCGCCCAAGCACAUUGCUACACUGCUCUGAUUCUGGACAGCACAGAGGAAAAUCAAAAACAAAUGAGGAUGACACCCUGAGUGAGUCAUCUAUGGAUAGCUUGCUUUGGAGUGAUGAUGACUGCAGUCAGGAUGUUGAUGUAACCACGAACCCUGAUGAAGAAGUUGAAGAAAGUGAUUUUGAGAUUGUUCGGUGUGUUUGUGAAGUAAAAGAAGAAAAUGACUUCAUGAUUCAGUGUGAAGAGUGUCUGUGCUGGCAGCAUGGAGUCUGUAUGGGUUUACUGGAAGAUAAUGUACCUGAGAAAUAUACCUGCUAUAUUUGCCAAGAUCCUCCAGGUCAGAGGUCCAGCUUAAAGUACUGGUAUGAGAAGGAGUGGUUAAGUAAUGGUCACAUGCAUGGCUUAGCAUUUUUGGAAGAAAAUUAUUCCCACCAGAAUGCCAAGAAGAUAGUAGCCACUCACCAACUUCUUGGCGAUGUACAGAGAGUGAUAGAAGUACUGCAUGGACUGCAGCUGAAGAUGAGCAUAUUACAAAAUAAAGAACAUCCUGACCUAAAGCUGUGGUGCCAUCCAUGGAAGCACAUUACGAUGGAUGAAAAAAUUCAUACAAAACACAUCAUUCACAUUGAGGAAAACUGUUGCAAAGAGGAGACGGCCAGUUAUAGAACUUGGAAUGGGACAGUUGAGAAACCUUCAACCAUUCCUUCUGCAGAGGAAUCUUACAUUACAAGUGAACACUGUUACCAGAAACCUCGGGCCUACUACCCUGCGAUAGAGCAGAGAUUGGUUGUGGAAACAAGAGGUUCAGCUUUGGAUGAUGGAGUAAAUAGAAUAAGGGAAAAUGGGGAUGAUGCCCUGUCAGAGAGAUUUGGCUGGAAUCUGGACCGAGAAGUAUGCAAGAUGGAAAAUGAAUCCAAACACAAUUCUAAGGUAAGAGAGUCUGUCUCUAAGAAAGUCUCUCCAGAGGAAGCUAUUGAAAUGAAGUUGCUGGAAAAAGACGAAGGAGUUGUGAACUCGCAGCUGCAGUGGCAGCUUAAUCUUUUAGCUCAUGUGGAAUCUCUGCAAGAUGAAGUCAUACACAGAAUGGAUUUCAUUGAGAAGGAGCUAGAUGUUUUGGAGAGUUGGCUGGAUUAUACAGGAGAGCUGGAACCACCAGAACCACUAGCUCGACUACCACAACUCAAACAUUGUAUAAAGCAGCUUAUAACGGACCUAGGCAAAGUGCAGCAGAUUGCACUUUGCUGCUCAACAUGAGACUAAAAAACGUCGGAGACUGUUACUGAGUGUAAAGUUGGAGCAUCUGAUGUGAACAGCUCUGUAUAUUUAAAUUAAAUUAGCAUGCUAGUUGCAUGUGAUGCAGAUUGACUUCAGGGAUUUGUGAAGAAGUCCUGUUUAAAGAACAGCAGAAAGGUUAUUU
Molecule: messenger RNA, 2476 nt
Organism: Phaethon lepturus (White-tailed tropicbird)
Lineage: Eukaryota; Metazoa; Chordata; Aves; Phaethontiformes; Phaethontidae
Gene: PHF20
Product: PHD finger protein 20
Exons: 13
Coding region: 1-2313 (770 amino acids)
Biological process (GO): regulation of transcription by RNA polymerase II
Cellular component (GO): NSL complex; MLL1 complex
Source: RefSeq, a predicted model, not a curated record